This is a messenger RNA of Chondrus crispus (carragheen), 5326 nucleotides long. Its product is annotated as WD40-repeat containing protein. Lineage: Eukaryota; Rhodophyta; Florideophyceae; Gigartinales; Gigartinaceae. The record is from RefSeq and is a predicted model, not a curated record. Gene Ontology annotation, biological process: signal transduction. Gene Ontology annotation, molecular function: ADP binding; protein binding. The transcript has 2 exons. The coding region runs from base 1 to 5007 and encodes 1668 amino acids.
AUGCAGGAAAGCUACCAGCAAGACUCUAUCGAUGUGUUCAUAAGCCAUGCUGGCCCGGAUAAGCUAAACAUCGCACGUCCUCUUUUCGAGAAAUUGGAAGCUGAUGGUAAAAAGUUCUUCCUCGACAAGAAAUCAAUGCAGCCCGGUGACUGCGGACCGGACGAAAUGACGAAGGCCAUGAAAUCUGCGAAGGUCGGUGUUUUCAUUCUUUCUCCCGAGUUUGCCGCUCGAAAAUGGACGAUGAGGGAACUGCGUUGCUUCCUAGGUAGAAGGGAAGAAGCAAUAAGGAGUGGGAGGCAGCCACCAACACUGAUUCCGGUGUUUUACAGACUAAGUAUUCGGGAAUGUAGAAAGUUGGAGCCCAGUGAGCAUCAGGAUAAUGAAGGAAACAAUAUUUUUGAAGUUGAGAAGUUUUUUAGCGAGGAACGACAGUGCGAGGCGAGCACGGAAAUGGUGAAGAGGGAGCUACAAGAGCUGGCAGAUAUCACCGGGAUAGAAAAUGACGAAAAGGCAACGAACCGGUUGGAAGACGAAUUCAGCCAUCUUGCAAGAAAACAACUUGUGGAGCGAGUAUUUCUGGCUGUGAAAAAGAAAUGUGAGGAGCACUCGAGCGAUGUAGUGACAGAAGGCGUUCAUGGCCCAUUCGAGGAAGAGGCGAAGAGGAGCGACGCCAUUGGCGAUGCUCGUCAUCAAAUGCGUACUACAUCCGCGGAGGACCCGAAGGUGGAUGGCUUCAAGGCUUCGUUUCAAGUGCCAAAGAACCCGGACCAUGUCAUACUGAAGUUUGGACGCAGUGAAGAUGCUGGCAACAGUACGGAACGUAUGACGGCUCCGGAAGAACGAUUGAGGCGGAGUGUUUUGCGUCCGGGAGACCGUCAAAAUGUUGGUGCUGUUGGAGCGCGCCGUGGAGGGGUUGUGGGGACGAAGGGGAUGGGAGGCAUCGGAAAGUCUUGCGCCCUACGCGGUCUGGCCUCGGAUGAAGAGGUUCGCAGCCGGUUUUGCGACGGUAUAUACUGGCUGGUGCUCGGUCAAGACGCGACAGAACGAGGAGUAAUGGAACAGCUGGCCCGCAUCACGAGAGAAAGCGGAGGGGAAACGCAAGCGAAGGAGGUGCGUGAAGAAAGCGUGCUAGAAUCUGCGGUUUCGAGGGUCACAGAGUGGUUCAAAGGGAAGACGAUUUUGUUACUUAUCGACGAUGUCUGGAGAGAAGGCAUGGUCGGGAGAGAAGGCAUAGCCGGGAGUAAAGUCAUGUCAAGGCUGAGAGAAAUUGCGGAUGUGGAGAACAGCAGCCGUACAGCGUUCACAGCGCGAGAGUGGGGCGUGGUGGAGGGAAGCGAAGAAAUCCAAUUUUCGACAAAAGAAGAUGCUUCUUCUCUGGAAAUCUUGCUGAAGUCUGCUGACAUACAACGUGAAGAGGUUGAGGGCCUGGGGGAUCAAACGGAUAGGAUACUGAGAUUUUGCGGUGGGCUUCCGCUUGCGCUGUCCGUGGUUGGCAGAGCGAUUGCGAGACAUCGUGAGAUUGCGAAAGAACUUUGUCUGAAAAAUGUGCUUGAUGAGUACUUGGAGUGUCUGGAAGCUACAUCGUCAAUAUUAUUGGACGAAAGAGCGGAUGGGACGUACCUAUACGAGAACCUGUCAAUGGCGUUUGAAGUUUCGCUGUGCAUGAUGGAUCGAAAGAAGACCAGAGGAGAUGGGCAGUUGAUGUCCUACGCCGAGAUGUACGAGUCGCUGGUGGUCAUUCGGCGCCAGGGAUGGUUGCCGUUGAGUGUGCUCUGUUUGUUAUGGAGACGGAAAGGAAAAGCUCAGGCAUUGAAAGUGCUGCACGAAUUCGUGGAGGCCAGUCUAGUGGAACGAAAGGAUGGAGUGUCAAGUGGUCGCAAGAUCGCCGGAGUCAGGUUGCACGAUUUGCAGCUCGAUUACGUGCAACAGAGAUGUGGGAAUGGGGGAGAGAAGAGGUGGCAUGAAAAGCUUGUGCAAGAAUGGCAAUGGAACGAGAGUGAGAACAGGCAAGAAGCGCCGCCGUGGGUUUGCGGGAGAGGGUGGAAGAAGGAUAUGGUGGAGGACGAGUAUUUCCGACACAAUUUGUGCCGCCAUCUCAAGGGGGCGCAGCUGGGCGAGGAUUUGUGGGAUGUUUUGAGUGAUGCCAGGUGGGUGGCAGAGAAGUUAACUCGGGCAGAGGGGCUAAAUCUUCAAGAGGAUUUCAAGAUUUUGACGGACGUAGCCGGGGAAGACGGAGAACGGUGCGAAGCGGGAGGCAGGCUGUGGUCGUUGCAGAAGAUUGCUAGACAGGCGAGGCUGAGUGCGUCCUUUGUUCGUCGAAGUUCGAGAGAGGUAUUGUUUCAGCUGUACGAUGGUCUGUUGAGAUUCAGGAACGAGUCGGAAGUAAUUGGAGAGUUCUUACGCAGGAUAGAGGAAGUUGCGGAGAAGCCGUGGUUGAAGUCGCUUACACCUGGCUUGAACGUAUCAGGCGCGGUGCAACACAUAUUUCCGGACCAGGGGAGGGUGGUGGGAAUGUCGGGAUGCGCAGCUAAGAACGAAGUGAUCGCUUGGGGGGGAAUGAUGAAGCAUCUGUUUGCAGAUAAGAACGAAGUGAUCGCUUGGGGGGGUAAGGAGCAUCUGUUUCGUCGGACAUUCCGGGACGGGGAAAUGGAAGAAAACGUGUUGUUUGAAGUGGCAUGGGGUGUGAGAAGGUUUUGGUCGGAGAACGGAAAGUACGUAGCGGUAGUACAGGCAGAUAGAACAAGCGUGCAGGUGUGGGAUAUGCAUACAGGAGCUACAGCAGAGCGAGUCGGACAGGAACUGGAUGUAGGGCACCUGGAGAGGUUUUACAGUCGCCCUUUUGACUUGACGGGGGAUGGAAAGCGAGUAGCGUUUGGGAGAGAAGAUGGUGUGGUUGUGUUGUGGGAUGUUGAGAGAGGUGUGAAGAUCAAGGAGGCAGCGAAUAUGGGGGGCCAUGUUGUUCAGCAAGUAUCGCUUUCUCCGGGCGGGAAACGGUUGGCGUGCACAGGAAAAUGCGGCUCAAACGGGUCAAUUUUGAUACUGUGUGCAGAGACAGGGGAGAUGGUUCGGGUGAUUGGCGUGCCGAGUAUUCGACUAGCCGAUUGGACCAACGGGUCGAUUUCGUGGUCGAACAAUGGAAAGCGGGUCGCGUGCGUGUUCCAGAUGGGACUAUCUGAAGCAAGAUUGUGGAUCUUUGACGGGGAGACUGGUAGGAGUAUCGCGGAAAGCGCGCCUUUGGAAUACGUUCGCUGUCUUUCAUGGUCGGAGGACGGGACGCUGUUGUACUGUGGCGAGCACCGUGGCAAGAAGGGUGGUGGCAAGCAGGGUGUGGUGUCGGUACGGGACGGACGCUCGGGGAAGAGAAUAUCUUCUCUUCUCGAUGAUUUUUUGGCAACGGCAAUAUCUCUGUCCGGGGAUGGGAGAUGGUUGGCUGCUUCCAGUAGCCACGGGGUUUCUGUGAGGGACACAGAGACCGGGGCAGAAGUACGGCGGCACAUGGCGACACACGGGUCGCAUGUUGUGGUCUUGGGCUGGCUAGAAGAUGGAAAGCGGAUGUUUUCUGCGGAUGAGAAUUUCAAUAUUGUCAUUUGGAGGUGGGAUAAUCUGGAGAGGGUGCAGGAGGAGGAAGAGGAAGUCGACAAGGUCAACAAGGAAGGGCAAGAAUUCACGGCUGUUGCGUGGUCAAGCGAUGACAUAUGUGCUACUGUGGUUGGAGACGGAGACGUAGUGAUGUACGAUGUGAAGACGGGGAAGAAGAUGUGGGGGGAUGCUGAGACACACGUAAGCCAUGUGUAUUGUCUGGAGAUGUCUAGAGAUAGCAAGCGGGUGUUUACGGCAGCAGAAGAUGGAACGUUUGCGAUGUGGGACAGCAAGACGGGCGACAAGUUGUGGGAAGACUGGGCCAAGGGUGGUUACGCACAAGCAUGUUGGUCCAAUGAUGGGACGAGGGUGUUCGUGUCGUUUGGAAGGGGGAUGGGGUUGUGGGACGGGAAGACUGGGAACAAGUUAUGGGAGAGAAUCACAGACGCCUACAUGGACAUCGGGUGCAUGGCGUGGGCUGGAAACGACACGAAGAUCGCGCUUGGCGGUAUGGGUAACGAGGGCAGGGUCGUGCUGUUAAGCGCCAGAACGGGAGAGGCGAUCAGGGUGGCAUGUGGGCAUACAGAUGGCAGGGUCGUGCUGCGGGGCGCCAAGACAGGAGAGACGAUGGGCGAUGCCCCCGAACGUGUCCCAGAUUCGGUCGGCCUGAAAUGGGCUGCGGACCAAGGUCUGCUUGAGUGGUAUUCAGACGAAUUUGCAGACGAAGUUCACAUAGAUUGGUUCAACUUUGUCAAGCGGCCCUGGAGAGAAGGUGAAGAAGGUGUGCGGGCUUCGUUCUCUGUUGAGCGGGCUCCGUUCUCUGUUGGGCGGGCUCUGUUCCCUCAUGCGGUGAAGUGGUCUCCAGAUGACAAAUGGAUCGCGUCAACUGGAUAUAAUAUGGUUGAAAAUGAUGAAAAUGGGAAACCAAGCAGAGGCGGAGUUAUGAUCUGGAAUUGGGAGACAGAUGUAACAUAUCGGUACCAGCUCAAGAGAUAUUAUAAGUAUGGUUUACCACGCUAUCCGCUGGAAUGGUCUGACGACGGACGACGCGUAGCCCUUGGAAUUGGAGAAGAGCUCGCGAUAUGGGAUAUUGAGACAGGGGUGAUGUUAAGGUGCACAAACAGUGAAGAAUAUCGAAUGGAGAUUGCGCAGAUUGCUUGGUUCCGGGACGGGUCGCGAAUGGCGACGUUGGGUGGAGGAACGUUGGACAGACGUGGAGGAACGUUACGAAUCCUGUCCGUGACGAGUCAAAGCGCUGUCUGCGAAAAGCAAUACGAUGAUGUUGGGUAUCUCAAAGAGAGCGAUCUGCGCCAGUUCAUCGAUACGAAUGAGGGCAAACUCACGGCGGCGGAUCUAGAGAGGAAACUGGAGAGGAAACUAAGGAUUCGGCAAAAGGGAGAUGGAGUGUUCUACAAGACAGCCGCCUAGCAACCGUUGCGGGAGAUCGUUGGUCCUGUCGUUGGUACUGUUCUACUUCAGGUCGGCACAUUGCGAUCCAGGUAGAAGCAAAACUGUACUUUUACGAGCUCGUGCAGUAGUGUGAUUGUGAGUGUGUGAAUAACCACUGGGCAAAAGGGGAUGUCCCGGCCAGGACAGGAGGGGUUGUACCCACGGUAUAUGUAGUAAGGGAUGAUGUGCCAGGAGAAAUUUGUAUGUAUUUGAAGUUGUUUCUAGUUACCCGACGCCUCGAUGCCCCUCUCCGCAAAAAAAGUAGCCGGUACAUCUUUUCUAUGUGUCGCGCGCAGUU